AGACGCAAGUGUCGCCUGAUCAAAACGAAGCAGUAAACAACCAUUGCAUAACGUAAUUUUUCAAGUCAAUGAAUUGACUUAUUAAAAACUAAGAUUUUGAUCUCAGAUCAUUUUGGCGAGUUUUCUUUUAAAUUGAAACAAAACCCUUCAUUCCAAAGAUAGCGAGAAUAUAUUUCUCUUGCAGCAGAUAUCGGCGCUGGGCGGGAUAUCAGUUGGUGAUUGGGCCUGACAAGCUGUCAAUGUGCUUUCUAGAAGACGCAUUGGAUGUUUAAACAUCGUGCACUCCUAAUGCUAUCGACUGUUUAUUUAGCUGGAUAACAAUCCAUCUCCCAUCACUGAGCCCUAAUGACUAAUUCUAUAACCUAUACAAAUAUCCGAUUGAGAUUCACAAAUCAUAAAGUCAAUAGAUAUCCAAUUGUGUUUUGUCGGGUUGUGCAAGGGUGACAUACACCUAGUAUUCCUCUUCUUGAUACACAACAUUUGCAAUGGUUAUUUCGAAAUGAUACGUGCAGCACGAUAUUGCAAUUGUCAUUAAGGAUAACAAGCAAUUAAAUUACCUCUGGAUGAUAAAAUAAAAAUCUAUAGAACUAGCGUAAAAAAUAUUUGACUCCCAUUACACAGGCAAUGCACGAAAUUUGUUUACCUCCCUUUUUUAAAAUUUGGUCCUUAAGAUACAUUUGUUACAUUUCGCAAACUUGAAAUACUCGUGAUUUAAAACUAGAGCAAUGUAAUAUUUUCGUGAUUUUAAAGGGGCAUGGUCACGAUUUUGGUCAAAAAUUAUUUUUUCGAUUUUAAUGUUUAAAAUGCUUCUGUAAGGUAAUUUUGAAAGGCAACCAAAAUUUGAAAGUCAUUUUUUGAGUUAUAAGCGAGUUACAGAGUUUACAAUUCUUUGCUAUGUAAACAAAGCUUUUGUUUUCAUUUUGAAUGUUGAAGUGAAAAUUCCAGUUUUAGACCUCAAAUGAAUAUGUUAAUCGUAAGGAAUUGUUUAUUUAUGCUUAAAAUGAAUAAGAAGAUAGACAAAUAAGCUGGAAAAAGAUUUUUUACAGGUAUAUUGAACCUAUAUGUAAACAAAAACAGGGCACGAGCCUUGUUUACAUGACGAAGAUUUGUUGGUCCCGUAUCUUGCUUAAAACUCAUCGACUGGCACCCAAAUUUCAUUUGAUUAUUAAAAAUGCAUUCCUAAAGCAUUGUAAAAAAUAAAAACAGAGAAACAAAAUUUGACCAAAAUCGUGGCCAUGCUCCUUUAAACCAGAUGUGUUCUUUUACUUAAAAAGAGUAAAGGGGAUUAAAACGGAACUAAAAUUAACUUCCACAAGGUAUGUUCUCGUACAGUCAGAAAACAUCGAAAGAAUGACGAAAACUACAAGAUAAUGGCGUAACAAAGAAUCGAAGCAAAGAAUCCUUCUCAUUAUCACUUCGUCUCCAUUUCAAGAUGUAAUAAAUCUAUAAACUUAGGCAUCAACCCAACAGAUGUUUAUAUUAUACAAUCAAGAUUUAUCUACACAAAUUUUCCAUCAAAGAUUCGCGGCUUGCCAAGUUCUUUGAAGAACCCAGUAUACUGAGUGACAAAAAAGUGAACCACACGGCGAGGAGAUGCUGGGGGUUCUUGGGGGCUGUGAUAUACCGACACCACGCGAUAUACAUAUAAAAACCUUACGUAGAGCAAAAACGGCCAAUUCCUCCAAGAAAUGCAUUCAUUUCCGGGUCAUUGUCAACAGGUGGACGUUUUGUGACAAGAGAUAAGAAAAUUCCCGUUUUAGUCUGUUAGUCCCCUCGCGCGUGUUCCAAGCUAAUUAGCCGGUAAUUACGGUUAUUUCCAGGGCCCGGACGAGGAGAGAGUCGGUACCCCCCAGUGAAAUUUUGACGAAUCAUAUCUGGAACAAACAAAUAUUCGUGUGCAGUGAUGACAAGAAUAAUCUGUUACAAGAAUUCCUGAAGGGUCCGGGCAUGAUAAGAUCUCUAUUGCUCACACGAUAUAGAAAACCCCGAAAGGUGACUCCGGAGAGCGACGAGGGACAAUAGGACUAAGAAACCCACUGAAACUCACAAGGACUAUAGCUCUUAUCAAACCGGAUUAUAGAUUUCACAGAUCAUUUAAAAAUGACCGUCUGCAACUUCAGCUCCACUAAUGUCGACUUCCUUCACGCAACCUCCGAACUUGAAAGUGUCACAAGAUGGCUUCAAUUUUGCAAGGCCGCUUACGUCGACGAAUGCGACAUGUAUACCCUUCGUCCAAAACUCACCAACCUUUCCGUGUUCUUCAGCGAAGCAACUGAAGAGGAUUGUCUGAACACCAAACAGUUAACGGUUUACUGCAUUUCUCUGAUUCUAAGUGUUCUGAUCAUUCUUGCAAACAGCGUCAUUCUCGCAGCCUUUGUGUAUGGCCGCAAUCGUCUGCUGAAAAGUUCCAACAUCCCUGUCAUCAGUUUGGCGCUCUCGGAUCUUCUGACCGGAAUCACCUUCCUGUACAGCGCCACCUGGAAUCUCAUUCUUUUGGACGCCGGGUAUGACUUUGAUCUAACGAAGAUCCAACACUAUGCAAGUUUGCGUUCCAACUACUAUCUCUGUUUGACUCUGGAUGGACCGGGCUUCGUGUUCGCUUGCAUGAUGUCCUCUGUCCUCAGUUUGGCCGUUAUCGCAUCAGACCGAUACCUGGCAAUAUUUCACUCUUAUCGCUACCACUUUUGGAUCACAACACCAAGAAUGGUAUUUGCAAUAAUCGUGAUUUGGUUGAUUUCCUUAAUUGUCAGCAUUCUCCCUCUAGUGGGAUGGAACAACUGGAAUGGAACGUGCCAAUUAACCGAUGUUAUGCACUAUGACUAUCUGGUACUGUGGAGUUCCAUCUGCUUCAUAUGUGGUUUCCUAAUUCUUUUCAUAUAUCUACGGAUAUUUAUUGUUGCUCGAAAACACAGCCGUCAAAUUGAGGCACAGGUGACAUCAACAUCCAGCAACAGUGAAACCGUUCAACCAGAACCAAGGGUAAGCAAAGAUUUCACGGCCAUGAAAUCACGAAAUGAAACAUCCGGUUCUCUACGGAGUUCAAAAUCCACGGUCGACUAUCUGGAGGACAGUGGUUGUCAUGACGUCACAGAAAUGAAUACGCUGUCCACACAAGAAUCAAAUACAACUGAGCCACAGAACAAAGAAAAAACUUGCGAAAAAGAUCAAAGAAACGGGGAAACCUCGGAUACAAACGAGGCAGUGUCAGAGUCAGGGGAAACCAACCGAAAACCUGGCAUAGACAAAGACGAUGAAAAAGAUCUGUCAGCAAAACCCGAAAACAAACCCAAAUCUGCUGAACAGAUUCCAUCCAUGAUGAAGCAGAAGGACAGAAAAAGAUCAAGUGGAGCCACCGUAGUCUUUGUCAAAGAAGAAAAGACUAAAAAGGCCAAAGCAGAAAAGAAAGCCGAAAAGAAGCGGUUUCAGAAGCCCACAAUGAAGGCUGUACGGACCACGGCCAUGAUUCUGGGCGCCUUCUACAUCUGCUGGACGCCAUUGUUGGUGUACCUUCUGUUGAAGGUACAGGACCAGAAUCACAACCUCACCGUCUACUACUUGUUUGUUGGGACACAGCUGAACUCUCUCUUUAACCCUCUUGUGUACGGAUUCCGACAGACUGAUAUCAAGAACACACUCCAUAGAAUGAGGACUUGCCAAAAGGCAUAUUAAGUUUCCUUAUUG
Messenger RNA from Magallana angulata, 3681 nucleotides. RefSeq names its product D(2) dopamine receptor A-like. Gene Ontology annotation, cellular component: membrane. Gene Ontology annotation, molecular function: G protein-coupled receptor activity. The transcript is spliced from 2 exons. NCBI's taxonomy places the organism in Eukaryota, Metazoa, Mollusca, Bivalvia, Ostreida, Ostreidae. Gene Ontology annotation, biological process: G protein-coupled receptor signaling pathway. The record is from RefSeq and is a predicted model, not a curated record. Bases 2101 to 3669 code for a protein of 522 amino acids.